Messenger RNA from Schistosoma bovis, 2833 nucleotides. The record is from the annotation of a GenBank genome assembly. NCBI's taxonomy places the organism in Eukaryota, Metazoa, Platyhelminthes, Trematoda, Strigeidida, Schistosomatidae.
UUUUACUUCUUGCACUUUUUUAAGUAUUGACCUUGACAUAAGUCUAUAGUAUGUGAUGUCUCUUAGGUUGCUUUUUGGCUCAGUGAAACUAAGACAUCUUUGGAUGCUAGUUUUGGCAUAUGUUAUCUCGUUCAUUGUGGUGGAUCAUCAUAGCUUUUCGCUGAUACCAGUUUGGGCUUUACAUUUAAAAACUAAUAAACAUGUUCCAGUUGAGUCAGAUGGAAAUUCUAGCAAUUUGUUUAGCACAGUUGUCGAGUACUCAUCACAAAAUUGGAGCAUCUACUUGUCAGUUGCUGUUCCUCAAUCAAAUAGUAGUUCUUCAUACGAUUUGGUCGUUUUCCAACUCCCUAUGUCAAAGUCACUUGAGUUUUCUGUUAUGGAUCCUGAUCGUAAAAUAGCUAAUUUUCUAAAUUUCCGAAAAAUACAGUCAAACAGUUUUAACCGAAAACCGGUCAGGUUGAAAUCUUUGUUUUAUAAAGGUAUUUUGAUCCAUGUGGUUGUAGAAUGUCGCAAAAUUAGCUCUCCAGUGAACUCUUAUGUUUUAUUUGAGAUUGCUGUGUACAAUAGUCAGCUCAGAGAGACAUGGAGGAGAGCUCUUUACCAAAUUCCACUGGAUGAGAACGCGCUAGACUUCAAAUCAGUUCCUAUCUCCUUAUCACUUGAUUUAACAUGCGGUUUGGUUCAUCCUAGACUUUGUGGAGUGAUCUUUGUCGGUUUCCUGACGAACAAUAUCAGCUUAUCACAUUACUCUACCAUAUCCCUUUCAUUGGAUGAUGGGGAAAUACUUUGGCACCAUCUAGUUGGUGAUUUUGAAGAUUCGAUAAAAGCUUAUGAAAGUGAUUUAGUUUUGAAGAACUGGAAAAUACGCAUUUCGAAACAAUAUCUGUUUAGAACACAUAUUGAUGAAUCCCCGUGGACUGAAUUUACUGAAAGUCUCUCCCAUAUUUUCCCUGUUCGUUGGUAUGGUGUGGGUAGUUGUGAAAUUCGCCUUGUAUAUGCAAAGAAACACUCAGAAUAUCCUGUAGAAAAGUCUCUGCGUACCCCAAAUGCAAUUGCUGUGAUCCAUCAAUCAGGUCUAGAUCUUCUAGAUUUAAAAUCUGGUCAUCCGCUUAUGACUAUUACUUUAAGAUGGAAGAUCGGAUCAACUUAUACUAUUCUCUCUACUCCGGUAUCUGAUGGUCUGAUUAGUCGCCAGCUUGGAUCGCCUACAAUUUAUGAACUACGAAUUGCUUCGGAAAUUACGGAUUCCCCAUCAAAUGGUUUGAAGAUAAAAGUGCAUUCUAGUUCUGACCAUGUUAAUUCAUCUCUGGAGAGUGACUUUUCACAUACUGUCGACUGUCAGGGUAUAUUCAUCCGUCACGAAUCUGCACCUAACAACUGGCAAGCAGUCAAAUCGUUUUACUCAAACGAAAUGAUUGCAAUUCAUUCAUCCACUUAUCAUGGUUUGUGUCGUCCUUUCAGAAUGUGGGAGUAUUCCAGACUAGGUAGAUCUAAUUGGCAAGAAGAUUCAAGAAAAUCUACUCCACCAGUUGUGGUGAAAAGACAUAUUCCAUUAUCAGGCUUAGCUAGAUUAUGGUAUUCGUUGAUGCAUGAUAAAUCUGAUGAAUUCAAUCAUUACGGUAUGAAUCAAGAUUUAAGCCAUACAAAUGAUCAUGAACAUCAUGACAUUUACUUUUUAACUUCGGAUGGAAUUAUUACUUCUGUAUCGAACUAUGGGUAUGAAAACUGGCGCGUAAAUUCUGAAGUCUCCUGGUUACAAGUUUCACGAACCUUAGGAACACUUACGUCUCAUGGAGAGGAAAGAUCUGUUGAUAAGCAUUUAGAUGAUCUGUACAUAGAACACUUUCAUCCCUCGUUAACUACAAUCAAUCUUGCAUCUUUAGGACAAGGAUUUGUUCGUGAUCUUAGCGUAUUUUCCAAGAUAAAGCCUACAAUACCUACUAUGCCAUUAUUGGUUUCUACUGGAUGGGAUUCUGUUGGUGUUGUUGAUCGAACUAAUGGUAAAUUAUUGGCUGCUCAUCGACUCCCAACUCAACCAACUGGUCAACCAAUUGUUAUUUCACUUGCACUAUCCAAUACAACUAAAUUUUCAGAAGUUGUAAAUGUUCCUACUAUAUUGUUGGUUCCAUGUAAUGAUAUACUUGUUGGUUUUGUUUUAGUACAAAGUCUACGCAUAUGGCUUUUGAUACCUUUGAUAAUUAGUUUGACUGUAUCAUUCUUUGUGCUUACAUGGUGUUGUGAUUUGGAUGCAUAAACUGUUGAAAACUUAAAAUUAAUAUUAUUCUGUUUUUGAAUAGGUUUAGCUAAUUUUUUGUAUUUAUGAUUAUUGAUUCUCGGAUUUUAUGUGUCGAUAAAUUUUAAUUAGUACUAUUUGCCUCAACCAUCAUUACUUUAAGUUAGUGGGUCAACGCUGAUUUGGAUCUGUUAUUGUUAUAGUCUGUUGUAUUUCCUUCUAAUGUUCUCCUCAUUUGACUUCUCAUAUACUUGUGUAUUUUCUUAACCGUGAUAAGAUCAUUUGUCACAUGGGAUGACAGAUAAAAAAUUUGAUAAGAUUUUCAUUUUUCAUUACUUAUAUCUUUAGUUUCCUUAAAUCAUAAUGAAUUGCAAUAUAAACAAUAAUGAACGUAAAAACGAGCAGCAGUAAGGUAAUUUGAAAUACUUUUUGAGAAAUACAUCAUUCUUCAUUAAAGUUUUGAAAAGAGCGUUUGAAAUCAAACACCCUCUAUUAUAUAUGUAAAUUGAAGAACUCAACUAAUCUUAUUUCCCAACAUAAGACACACAAUAGUUCUCAUGGGAAUCCUCUCAGGAAUAUGAUCAUUACAUUUUAACGCCG